CUCCUUUCCAUUGUCCAAUCAGAUGUAAGUAAGCAGAAAGUUUCCUGUUUACUUCUUCCUUGUGCUCAGCUGACUAAAAACCAUGCGGUUCCGUUUUUGUGGAGAUUUGGACUGCCCAGAUUGGGUACUUGCCGAAAUAAGCACAUUAGCGAAGAUCUCAAGUGUCAAAAUGAAACUCCUGUGUGCUCAAGUGCUGAAGGACUUGCUUGGGGAAGGCAUUGACUAUGCCAAGGUUGCAAAGCUUACUGCAGAUGCAAAGUUUGAGAGCGGAGACAUCAAAGCCAGUGUUGCAGUGCUCAGCUUCAUUUUCUCCAGUGCAGCAAAGCAUGAUGUGGACAGUGACUCUCUUUCCAGCGAACUGCAGCAGCUCGGCCUGCCUAAAGAACACACAACGGGGCUCUGCAAAUCAUAUGAAGACAAGCACUCUGCACUGCAAGACAAACUAAGAGAGACGAGUCUGAGAUUGGGGCAGCUGGAGGCUGUGUCCUGGCGCGUUGACUACACUCUGAGCUCCAGUGAACUGAGGGAGGUCAAUGAACCAGUAAUUCAGCUUAAACUGCAGGCACAAGGUGCAGAGUCAGGUACAGAGACGACUGUGGUUUCGGUUUCUGCUGACAAGUUAAGAGUCUUGCUUACAGAGCUCAAACAGGCCCAGGCUAUGAUGAAUGCACUACAGUGAAGAGUGGACAAUGAAGUUGGAGUCUAAAUGUCUGAUCAAGAGCGGGACACAAAUGACACUGACUAGCCAAAAUUCCUAUACUUACAUCUUGUACAGUUUAAUGUCUUAUAUGAAUUUUGUCAUCUCAAACGUCAGUCCUUAUUUGGAUUUACUGAUAUUUUACUGUAUUUUUCUACCACAUUAGUAAUAAUCGAUGGAAAUGUUUCCAGACUGGAUGAUUUGUCACUGAAGCAAGAAUGGACCAUUUUUGUAAAAUAUUACUUAACACCGUUUGAUUUGAAUUGUGUUGAUAAUUUGUGUUUUAAUAUAAAUAACAAAUAAAAUUUGAAAUACGGAAA
This is a messenger RNA of Micropterus salmoides (largemouth bass), 1017 nucleotides long. RefSeq names its product COMM domain containing 4 (gene commd4). The coding region runs from base 83 to 679 and encodes 198 amino acids. The record is from RefSeq and is a predicted model, not a curated record. NCBI's taxonomy places the organism in Eukaryota, Metazoa, Chordata, Actinopteri, Centrarchiformes, Centrarchidae. The transcript is spliced from 8 exons.